GUCAUUGCAUAUGUUGAUCUUUGUAGGUAACGUUUGGUCCUGGUCCCAUGCUACUUGGUCGUCCUACAGUGCGAUACUGCUGUGGUCUCUUCAGCAUUCAAUGUAGAAUAUAGGGCUGUUGAAUGUCUGAAGAGCAUGUAGUGCGACAACAGGACAGAGUACUUCUAGAUCCCCCGAACUUAGUCGCAGCUAACGACGAAUUCAUUACGUAUCACAAACCGUGCAUUCCAUUUGCCUGCGGCAACUUGAAUAUGUACUACAGAAGUCAACGCAGUUUGCUACGGGCAAUUUAGUCCACCGCGCGGCGAAGCAGGACUGCGAGUCAUUGUAGGUAAUUUGACUUCAAUAUCUGGGUUUGUUCGCUUAUUACGUCUGUAUUAAAACCAUCCUGUGAAAUUCAUGAUCUUUCAGAAACGAUCUCUGGCAAUGGUUCUUUCAGCGCUACGUCUUAAACCUAAACCGAAAGCAGAACUACAGAAAAGUCGGUGUAUGGACAUCGUUCAGUGUUCUCCUAAACCACAACAACCUCCAGCAGACCCACCAGGCGCAUGCUUAGUGUCCGAAUCAGACCUUGGCGUAAAAGUGCUAUUCAGUGGAAUUACAUCGAGCCAGUGUAAAUCAGUCACAUCAUUGUAUCCGCAACCACAACGUUCAGGAUGCAGUGACCCCCCGGCUAGCUCGCCCAUGGAGUUCGAUAAAUUCCAUGAAAGGCUGCAAAUGCGACUCAGAGAAGAGAACUUUUCUGAGAAAAGGAUCCAGUGUUGCCUCGAGCAAUUGCGCCAUAAUCAAUGCGACUCGGUGCAGAUGAUGGUAACAGAGAUUCGUCAAGCCUGGGAUCAGCGAAUUAAUGCCUCGAGUCUGGUGUAUUCUAUCAGACGUUGGUGUGCCCCUUUGUUUCACUUCCAGUGGUCCCUCGAUACCCUUUCGCAAACUUGCACUCCAUUAUCUGCCGCUUGGGGUGUCUCAAGGAUAUUCUUGCAAGUACUGCACGAUCUGACCGACGUACCAGACAGUAUUGCAACGAAGUUUGAGUGCUUGCAAGACCACGUCCCCAUAUUUGAGGCCUACAAGAUUGCGUUCGAUGAAGACCCGAAUGUCGUUACACACAACGUACUUGUUAGAGUAUACGUCGAGUUCUACAUAAUAUUUCUGCAAGUAGAAAAGAUUCGUCUUCGAUCCGCAAGUAAGACACACAGCGCCGCCCCUCAUAUCUCUGAUGCUGUAGCAGAGACCAGCUGAUGAUCUAAGACAGACCCACUCAGACAGCCUGUGUGCAUACUGAAGGCCAGCAAACCAUUGAUAGACUCACUACAAUCCCUCGAGUACUACAAGAAUCUCUUGAACGACAUGGCUAUCCCUCACUUGUUAAAUGGAC
This is a messenger RNA of Pseudovirgaria hyperparasitica, 1375 nucleotides long. RefSeq lists its product as uncharacterized. NCBI's taxonomy places the organism in Eukaryota, Fungi, Ascomycota, Dothideomycetes, Acrospermales, Acrospermaceae. The transcript has 3 exons. The record is from RefSeq and is a predicted model, not a curated record. Bases 400 to 1239 code for a protein of 279 amino acids.